UUCUCUUUUUCCCUUAUCCCACAUUCUCUUAGCCCUUGCUUCUUGAUUAGAUAUGGCGAAUCCCAGUCGGCAGGCGGUGAAUUUCGCAGCCCCAAGAGGGUUUGCCACUGCUUUCAAAGCUGAUUGUAAAGAAACUUUCUUCCCCGAUGAUCCUUUCCAUGAGAUGAAACAUGAAAAACCUUUGAAUAAACUCAAGAAAACAAUCCAAUACUUUAUCCCAUUGUUUGAAUGGUUGCCUAAUUAUAAUCUACGUUUGUUUAGAUAUGAUUUGCUCGCUGGUAUUACCAUUACCAGUCUUGCAAUCCCUCAAGGGAUUAGCUAUGCUAAACUCGCCAGUAUUCCUCCAAUUUACGGCCUCUAUUCGAGCUUUAUACCGCCUUUUGUUUACUCCAUUUUCGGGAGUUCAAAACACCUUGCUGUAGGAACAGUGGCGGCAUGUUCAUUGCUUCUAUCAGAAACCGUUGGAGCUAAAGCAUCACCCCAAGAUGAUCCCACAUUGUAUCUGCACUUAAUUUUCACGGCCACUUUCUUCACUGGAAUUUUCCAGACUGCUUUGGGUUUCUUAAGGCUGGGAAUUUUGGUUGAUUUCUUAUCCCAUUCUACCAUCACUGGUUUCAUGGGAGGGACUGCUAUAAUCAUCUGCCUACAACAAUUGAAAGGAAUGUUUGGUUUAAUACAUUUCACUACUCAUACUGAUGUGGUUUCGGUCGUUGGUGCAGUUUUCCGCCAUAGGAACGAGUGGAGGUGGGAAAGUGCUGUUGUUGGUAUUAUCUUCCUUGCUUUCCUCCAAUUCACUCGAUACCUGAGACAAAAAAGGCCAAAACUAUUCUGGGUGUCAGCUAUUGCUCCCAUGGUCGUUGUUGUGGUUGGGUGUCUUUUUGCAUUCUUUGCCCAUGCGGAGAAACAUGGAAUCCAAAUCGUUGGUGAGUUGAAGAAGGGAUUAAAUCCCCCCUCAAUUCAAUAUUUGAACUUCGAUCCCCAAUAUCUUCCUGUAACUGUGCGUGCUGGUCUUAUCACAGGGCUUAUUGCAAUGGCUGAAGGGAUAGCAAUAGGACGAAGCUUUGCCAUCAUGAAAAGUGAACAGACUGAUGGGAACAAGGAAAUGAUAGCUUUUGGUUUCAUGAAUAUUAUCGGAUCUUUCACUUCAUGCUACUUGACAACAGGACCAUUUUCAAAAACGGCAGUGAAUUUCAAUGCUGGGUGUAGGACAGCAAUGUCCAAUGUCGUAAUGGGAUUUUGCAUGAUGUUAACACUCCUUUUCUUAGCUCCUCUCUUCAGAUACACACCUCUGGUUGCUUUAUCCGCCAUUAUCAUGUCUGCAAUGCUUGGAUUAAUCAAUUAUGACGAAAUGAUUCACCUCUUUAAAGUCGAUAAAUUCGACUUCGUCAUCUGCAUGGCUGCUUUCCUUGGUGUCAGCUUCAUCAGCAUGGAUGUCGGCCUCAUGCUUUCUGUAGGACUUGCUUUACUCAGAGCAUUAUUGUACGUGGCAAGGCCAGCUGCCUGUAAACUUGGCAAAAUCCCAAACUCAAGUUUAUAUCGUGACACAGAGCAGUACCCUGGCUCAACUCCCAUACAAGGAGUCCUAGUUCUUCAACUUGGUUCUCCUAUUUAUUUUGCAAACUCCACCUACAUAAGAGAAAGGGUUCUUAGGUACAUAAAGGAGGAACAGGGUGUUUCAGAUUCUAAAACUGAUAUCAUUGAGCAUCUUUUAUUAGAUCUGUCAGGAGUUUCAUCCAUUGACAUGACAGGCAUUGAAACAUUUCUUGAGUUACGUAGAAUUCUGGACUCGAAGGGUAUCAAGUUAAGCAUUGUGAACCCUAGGAUUGAAGUUCUGGAGAAAAUGACGUUAGCGAAAUUCACAGACGCCAUUGGAAAAGAAUCUUUCUACUUGUCUAUUGAAGAUGCAGUCCAAAAUUGUCGGUUUUCACUUCAUUCUAGCAAAACGACAAUGGAAGAAGCCUAAAACGACCAAAAUGUUGUUUAAAAGAUACUGGUUUGUAUUUAAUAUAUAUAAUAUGUAACUAAAAGGUGCUAAUGUGGUUACCUAUGUUGUUAGAUUAUAUACAAGGGUAGGAUGUCCAUGAGAUAAUCCUUCAUAUGUUGGAUAAAUGUUAUCGAUUUUGUAUCACCCUUCUCUUCAGCUUGUAAUUUUAUCGUAAUUUUGAAUUGGAGGAUGAAGCUCAUGUGCCUGUACCAAGCCCAAA
Messenger RNA from Gossypium raimondii (Peruvian cotton), 2204 nucleotides. Its product is annotated as probable sulfate transporter 3.5. The transcript has 12 exons. NCBI's taxonomy places the organism in Eukaryota, Viridiplantae, Streptophyta, Magnoliopsida, Malvales, Malvaceae. Gene Ontology annotation, biological process: transmembrane transport. Bases 53 to 1963 code for a protein of 636 amino acids. Gene Ontology annotation, cellular component: membrane. The record is from RefSeq and is a predicted model, not a curated record. Gene Ontology annotation, molecular function: secondary active sulfate transmembrane transporter activity.